UCGGGUCGCACUAGUCAAGUUUAAGCAGCGAUGGUGUACGAGAGUUAUUACGAUUGUUUAGUAUAUUUUUAGGUUAUCUCGGGAACAUUAAUAAAUGAAUAAUCGCAUGAGAUUCAAAAAUGUUUAACUUAAUCAGGAGCAGAGCUCCUUGUUUUCUAAGUAUCCUUCCGUUCGACUUACUUGAUUCGGAUUCUAGAGACAGUGACACAGCUCGAUCAUAUUUUAUCGAACAAAACAAAAAUGAAACCGGCUGGGAUAGGUUAUACUACAUGUACAGCGUCGACGAGUUCGGUAACACAAGUCCAGAGAUGAACUUUGUGAUCCAAGGAGCUUCCCUUGGUACAUUCGUUGGAGUAAUUUACGGAGGUGUUAUGAGAGGACGUUCUACGUAUCUCAACUUUAUAGAGUCGAAUCAGGCUACAAAAUUCAACAGCGUUUUUGAGGCGCAGAGGAAAUUACAGGAUAGAAUGAUGGUGACCUUUUUUAAGGGAGCAUUUCAGUGGGGUUGGAGACUCGGCCUAUUCUGUGGUUCUUAUAUAUUGAUCACCACUUCGAUCUCAGCAUAUAGAGGCAGGUCAUCGAUAGUUGAGUACUCAAUCGCCGGUCUUAUAACUGGUAUGUGUUACAAAUUGAGUUUGGGUCCAUUAGCCAUGCUUGUCGGAGGAGGUCUUGGUGGUGUUCUUGGUAGCGUAGCUGGUUUGAUGUCUCUAGGAUUAUUAAGAUUAUCUGGUAACACAAUGGAAGAAAUCCGAUAUUGGCAAUACACUUGGAAAACAAGUCGUGAUAGCCUCGUACAAAAAGCAUAUAAAAAGCAACAGGAGGAGGAGCUCAUAGAAAAAAUGCACGACUCAAUGGUUCUCAGCAACGCAGAGAAAAUUCAGCAAAAAAAAGUUGAUGCAAAUUUACAGCAAAAUGAUAAACAAUCAACAGAAAUUAAGAGUGGACCGUAAUAAAUUAAUAAUUUCACACCUGUUAAGAUAGAUUAUCUUGUAGAUAUUUUAUUCGUUGUUACACAUAAUUAUAUAAUGUAAUAUAUCAUUUCAAACAA
Molecule: messenger RNA, 1048 nt
Organism: Athalia rosae (coleseed sawfly)
Lineage: Eukaryota; Metazoa; Arthropoda; Insecta; Hymenoptera; Athaliidae
Gene: 140up
Product: RPII140-upstream gene protein
Exons: 4
Coding region: 120-950 (276 amino acids)
Cellular component (GO): mitochondrion
Source: RefSeq, a predicted model, not a curated record